AGCAGCUAGUCAGCUCGCACACAUUCAAGUAAUUGUCGCCAUACGGCCUCGGCACCCUGAGCACCGCCUUUAGUUUAUUGUUUGUCGACAUUUAAUCGAGUAAGUUGGUCAACGAGACCUGCAUACGUCGCGCGCGUCUUCUUCUGGUUCAUGGUCUGACAUUUUGUGAAGACAUUGGAGGACAGAAGGUGAAAGAUGACGCAGUUCUUGCCCCCGAAUCUGCUGGCCCUAUUUGCACCGCGGGACCCAAUACCUUUCCUGCCCCAGCUAGAGAAGCUGCCCCAUGAGAAACAUCACAAUCAACCUUACAGUGGCAUUGCUCCGUUCAUCAGGCAUUUCGAGGAUCCUCGCGAUGCGCCACCACCAACAAGGGCAGAGACUCGUGAUGAGCGACUGGAGAGAAAGAGGCGAGAGAAGAUUGAGAGGAGACAAACAGUGGUGGAGACAGAACUCAAGCUUUGGGACCCCCAUAAUGACCCCAAUGCACAAGGGGAUGCGUUCAAGACAUUGUUUGUUGCACGAGUGAACUAUGAUACAACAGAGUCCAAGCUUCGCCGUGAGUUUGAGGUCUAUGGCCCCAUCAAACGGAUCUACAUAGUCUACAACAAGAGGACGGGGAAGCCACGGGGCUAUGCCUUCAUCGAAUACGAGCAUGAACGAGACAUGCACUCCGCCUACAAGCAUGCAGAUGGAAAGAAGAUUGACGGUAGAAGGGUGCUGGUUGACGUGGAACGCGGACGCACUGUUAAAGGAUGGCAUCCUCGCAGGCUGGGUGGUGGAUUGGGUGGCACUAGAAGAGGUGGAGCUGAUGUCAACAUUAAGCACUCCGGCCGAGAUGAUGCAUCACGUUAUGAUGAGCGCCCCAUAGGGGGGGGUGAGCGGGAACCCCGAGAGCGGAGGGAGCGCAGCCGGGAGCGCGACCGGGACAAGGACAGAGAGCGCCGAAGGUCCCGAUCCCGUGAGCGGCGUCGGCGCACUCGCUCCCGGGAGCGAGAGAGGGAGAGAGAAAGACCGAUUGGAGGAGGAGAGGAGGUCAGCGGUAGCGGUAGUGGUAGUGGUAGCCGGCGUCGAGAGCGGGAAAAGGACCGUGGGGGAGCAGCAGCAGCAGCAGCAGCAGCAGGAGGAGGAGGAGGAGACAGCAGGAGUAGGGAGAGGAGUCGAGAGCGUAAGAGAAGGAGCAGGAGCAGGGAUCGCAAGAGAGACAGGGAGAGGGGCAAGGGGCUGGAUGGGGAGGAGGUCGGCCAGGGAGACGGUGCCCCAGAACCUGGUGAGCGGAUGCUGGAGGAAAACGAAGGAGAAGUGGUUGAGGGCGUGGAGGAGCGGAAGGACAGGGACAGAGACAGGGACCGGAGGCGCAGCCACAGGGACAGAGAGAGGCGCAGGGGAGACAGGGACAGAGACAGGGAGCACAAGAGGGAGCGGGGGGAGAGGGACAGGGGGGAUCGCAGAGAGGAGCGUCACGGUUCCCUACGAGAUGACAUGGGCCCCCAAGAUGACAUGGGCAAUGAGGAUGAGGGAGGAGCGCCGCCACACAUGGAGGAGUACAGUCAGGAUGGGAUGAUUGACCAGCAGUCAGUGCCAUCGGCUGACGGCUAUGGCUCCAGUGAAAAUGGAUACAAGAUGGAGGCACCGGGAGACGAGUACUGAGACGGUCCCUCUCCCAGCAGACUACUCCUCAUAAAUAAGUUGUUUCAUACUAUUCUUUAACUUUUCCCAAGACAGGAAGCCUAAAUGAUGUCAGGGCUUCUUCAGCACCAGACAUCUAGCUUCCCUCCUAUAUGUCACCAAUCUGUUGAAAUAUUCCUAUUAAUACUGUUGCACGGCCAGUUGAUGCAUAUAACUGAUUUGGUCUCACUGAAGUUGCAGCUUUCCUGCAUUGCCCAACUAAUCCGUGCCACUAAAUGUUUUCAGAUCACUUUUUACUUGAUUCAAUCUAGACAUGCUUUUUUCUUUUUCCAUUUGGCUUGGGAUGAACUGUAAAAACACAAGCUCUAUUCGUUUUUAGAAGGGUAGGUUGUGUUGUCUUUUAUUUCCAGAUUCAUAAAACAGUUGGAUUGUAUGCUCAUUUGGAACCAAGUGACAAAAAUGUCCCUCAAUGUAUGUGAAAUUGAUGGAUAUGUAGUAUUGUGUGACAAUUGAGGGUUGUUCUGUUUAUUCAUUCUGGAAUAAAGUUUUUUUUAAUUA
Messenger RNA from Anoplopoma fimbria (sablefish), 2184 nucleotides. RefSeq names its product small nuclear ribonucleoprotein 70 (U1) (gene snrnp70). The transcript is spliced from 10 exons. Gene Ontology annotation, biological process: mRNA splicing, via spliceosome. Gene Ontology annotation, molecular function: U1 snRNA binding; mRNA binding. Gene Ontology annotation, cellular component: precatalytic spliceosome; U1 snRNP; U2-type prespliceosome. The coding region runs from base 196 to 1647 and encodes 483 amino acids. NCBI's taxonomy places the organism in Eukaryota, Metazoa, Chordata, Actinopteri, Perciformes, Anoplopomatidae. The record is from RefSeq and is a predicted model, not a curated record.